Messenger RNA from Carassius gibelio (silver crucian carp), 3294 nucleotides. It is a transcript of the gene klhl18, whose product is annotated as kelch-like family member 18. Gene Ontology annotation, molecular function: protein binding. The record is from RefSeq and is a predicted model, not a curated record. NCBI's taxonomy places the organism in Eukaryota, Metazoa, Chordata, Actinopteri, Cypriniformes, Cyprinidae. The coding region runs from base 116 to 1846 and encodes 576 amino acids. The transcript is spliced from 10 exons.
ACCCCUGCAUGAAAGGGAAGUGAACUGACACCGCCGGUGGAGGGCUGCCACUCAGUAAUACAGCUCAAGCUACGGCGUCUCGGUUUGGACAAAAAGUGUCGUUUCCAGUCCAUCAAUGACGAUGGGUGACACGAUUUUCGAAGAAUUAGAAGAUUUGAUGCAUUUUUCUGUUGGCGAUUUGCCCGCUCGUGGAUACGGAGUGAUGGAGGAGAUCCGACGACAAGGGAAACUGUGUGACGUUACCCUAAAAGUAGGAGAGCACAAAUUCAGUGCUCACAGAAUAGUCCUUGCUGCUUCUAUUCCAUACUUCCAUGCCAUGUUCACCAAUGACAUGGUGGAGUGCAAACAGGAUGAGAUCGUCAUGCAGGGCAUGGACCCCAGUGCACUUGAAGCCCUAAUAAACUUUGCCUACAAUGGACACAUAGCCAUAGACCAACAAAACGUCCAGGCCCUCCUGAUAGGGGCCGGUUUCCUGCAGCUUCAAAAUGUCAAAGAUGCCUGCUGCUCUUUUUUACAACAGAGGCUGCAUCCAAAGAAUUGCCUUGGUGUACGGCAGUUUGCAGAGACUAUGAUGUGCACCACGCUUUAUGAUGCAGCCAACAGCUUCGUUCACCAGCACUUUGUGGAGGUAUCCAUGUCUGAGGAGUUCCUGACCCUUCGGCCGGAGGAGGUGCUUGAGCUCGUGGGCUGCGAUGAGCUCAACGUCCAAGCAGAGGAGCAGGUGUUUGAAGCCAUACUUGCUUGGGUACGGCAUUCACGUGAAGAUCGGGAGUCCCGGUUACCAGAGUUAAUGUCUAAAACCCGUCUGCCUCUAUGUCGACCUCAGUUCCUUGCUGACCGAGUCCAACAAGACGAGCUUGUACGCUGCUGCCACAAAUGCAGGGACCUUGUUGAUGAGGCGAAAGAUUACCAUCUGAUGCCAGAGCGAAGGCCACAUCUGCCAGCCUAUAAGACACGACAGAGAUGUUGCACAUCCAUCGCUGGCUUAAUCUAUGCGGUUGGGGGUCUCAAUAGUGCUGGUGACUCAUUAAAUGUUGUGGAAGUAUUUGAUCCAAUUGGAAACUGUUGGGAGCGAUGCCAGCCUAUGAGCACAGCCCGCAGUCGAGUGGGUGUUGCUGUCGUGAACGGGCUGCUUUAUGCCAUUGGUGGUUAUGACGGCCAAUCACGGCUUAGAACUGUAGAAGUUUACAACCCGGAAACUGACGCAUGGACCAAAGUUGCUAGCAUGAAUACUCAACGCAGUGCAAUGGGAACAGUCGUAGUUGAUGGGCAUAUAUAUGUGUGUGGUGGAUAUGAUGGCAAAUCUUCACUGAAUUCUGUUGAGUGCUAUUCUCCAGAGACUGACAGAUGGACGAUAGUUACAGAAAUGAGCGCAAGCCGCAGUGCAGCUGGUGUUACUGUAUUUGAAGGCAGAAUAUAUGUCUCAGGUGGUCAUGAUGGUCUACAGAUCUUCAACACGGUGGAGUACUACAAUCAUCACACAGCAUUAUGGCAUCCUGUCGCUUCCAUGAUAAACAAGCGCUGUAGACACGGAGCCGCAGCCUUGGGCAGCAGUCUGUAUGUGGCAGGAGGUUAUGAUGGCUCUGCGUUCCUCAGUGGAGCAGAGGUGUACAGCUCUGUAGCAGAUCAGUGGAGCCACUUAGUGGCCAUGAACACUCGACGCAGCCGCAUUUCUCUGGUGGCCAAUUGUGGUCGACUCUAUGCAGUGGGAGGUUAUGAUGGACAGUCUAAUCUCAGCUCUUUGGAGAUGUAUGACCCAGAAACGAAUCGUUGGAUGUUUAUGGCACCGAUGGUUUGCCAUGAAGGCGGGGUAGGGGUGGGCUGUAUACCCUUACAGCCUGCUUAAAGCCACAGUCUCACUCAGCCCAUAAGGACAUUUUAAUUAUUUAAAAAGAAAACAACAACAACAGGUUUUUGUACUGUGUGGUCUUACAAAAUGCAUUCAUGACCCUUGGUUCACAUGUUUGUAUUAGAGGUACUAUUAUUCAGGCUAUUUUUUUUUAAAAGCCUAAAGCAGAUAUGCCAGUACACCUUUAAUGACCAAAUAUAGAAUUCAUGCAUACUUCGAAAACAUUUACAGGAAAUAGGGCACACUUCUGCUAAAAACCACACUUUUGCACUGUUAUCAGAUCAGUGGGUAUUGUGGGCCCAUUAAAGCAUCAGUUGUUGGGGAAUAUCAUCAUAUGAUAAUAUACAUUUGUAAUUUGUUGUUCCUCUAAACUGGAAGCCAAUUGAGAUUUCUAGACAGGUGAAAGUUAACCACUGUUAACCCAUGCCAUAAUUGGGAGAGUCUAAUCAAGAAGGUUUCUUACUUCGAAGUACUAAUCGUAUUUUAUUUGGGAUAUUAGUAGAAAUUUAAUGUGAGCAACUGACCUCUUAUGUGUCUGUGCAAAACCAUCUGCUAGAUGUGCCAUGAAUUUACACUUUACAUGGGACUGUGUUUUGAUUUCACCACUUUUUAUUGACUCAUUCUCUAAAAUUUGAAAGAAAACAUCAAUCUUUUUCAAUUUGGGGAUGACCAAUCACCAGCUCUGUGUCCUGGAUAGAUGGGCUGUAGUGCACCCAUCCAGUCCCAUGUCUUGCUUUUCCUUUUUAAUUUGUCCUGUGUGUUUUUGAGAACCAGCACACACACCCGGGAGAGUGAAACUGACGCAGGACUCUUGUCAGAUCCGCGCUUUCACACGAAGAUUUAAAUGGAACGUUCCCUCAUGUUUUGUGCAACAAAUAUCCAAAUUAUGUUUUCUGACUAUAUAGACGUAUACAUUUUCAACUUGAUGCUUUUAAUUUCAAAUAACAAGUCUGAAAUUAGAAUUUACUGACUGUGAAUUUUUAACACGGUUUCUCAUUUUCUUUUUAUAUUACCAGUACUGCAUUUCUCUGCUGAUUAUAUCUGAUGAUUUAUUUUGUAUUAACUUCCAAUUGUGAUGCAGUAUUUCUACUUUUAAUUUAUUAUUAGCUGUAAUUUGUUCUCUUUUUAUAGCAUUACACGUGUUAGUUUGUCACAUAAAUGAGAAUCAAGUUUACGUUUUACAGAAAUCUAAUAUAUAUAUAUAUAUAUAUAUAUAUAUGGAUCACAUCUCUGUGUGUGUUUGUAUAUAUUCCUCGGCUACCUCCGUUCGAGAUGGGAGAGCUCAACAGGGAUAAAUAUCCAGUCUGCCGCCCUGUACCCUUUUAAAACAUUUCCAUUAAGCCCAGAAGGAACAGCAUUAACUGAGAUCUUUUGUGUGGGACUAAAAUAUUCUUUUUCACGUAAUUCCUAAAUGUCUUAAAUAAACAUUGAUUUUAAGGACACAA